Messenger RNA from Toxorhynchites rutilus septentrionalis, 5277 nucleotides. It is a transcript of the gene Cka, whose product is annotated as striatin-3. The record is from RefSeq and is a predicted model, not a curated record. The transcript has 7 exons. Gene Ontology annotation, molecular function: protein binding. Lineage: Eukaryota; Metazoa; Arthropoda; Insecta; Diptera; Culicidae. Bases 446 to 2716 code for a protein of 756 amino acids.
GAAGAAAGACGAGAAUUCAUAAACGUUCGUGUCGGAAGUGUUGAAAAAAUACUUUUUCGUCCCACUCGAUGUGCUGUGCGUGAUUUCUGGUUGAACAUUUACUCUGCUGGGAGUGAAUGCAAGUUGGAUCUAGCGAAGGAUAUAGGAAUUCUGCCCUUUUUCCACGUAGAAUUCUUUUUUCGAUGGCUGGCUGGCUGAUCGACUAGAGGAAUAUAAGGUGUCUCAUCUGUCCAACUAACACCCAUCCCUAUCUCGCUCUCUCUCUUGUGUAGUGGCCCAUUUUGUGCAUAAUUGAAUGAGAGUAUGCGUGCGUCGUUCACGUUAACGGAAAGUGGUAUCUGAAGAGGCCGUACAUUUUCAGUGAAAACUGACGAGAAGCAAAAAAAAAGGGUCUCAAUUAGUCGGAUUCCUUUCUUAUCCUGUCGCUGUAAAUGUUUGACAUGCCAUGAGAAUUAGCAGAAUCGAAGAAAGAAUGGAAGAAAAUAGUUCGCUGGGCCAUCAAAAUGGUGGCGGAGGCCAGCUGGGUGGUAUCAGUAGUGCCGGAAGUGGCAUCCAGGGAGGAGGCGGAAGUCUCGUAGGAAUCACAAAUAACAGCCCGAGUGGGGGAAUGAACAACAACAAACCCAACAGUAUCGGAGGCACAGGGAACGCCAACAACGCCAGUGGCCAGGACGAACAAAACAACAAAGCUGCACCGACCCAGUACUCGAUUCCCGGUAUAUUGCACUUUAUCCAGCACGAGUGGGCUCGGUUCGAGCUGGAGCGCUCCCAGUGGGACGUGGAUCGUGCUGAAUUACAGGCGAAAAUAGCUGUACUAUUAGGUGAACGGAAGGGUCAGGAAUCCCUCAAAUCUGACCUCAUUAGGCGUAUUAAAAUGUUGGAAUACGCGCUGAAACAGGAACGGGCGAAAUUCUAUCGGUUAAAGUACGGUGUCGAUCCACCGAUGAAUGACAUCAAACCUCCUUCGGAUGACCCGGGCAUUGGGACCGAAGUCGCUCCAGAUCCCGAAGUACCGUACAGCUCUGUUUCUAACAUAACAUGGAGGCAGGGCAGACAACUGCUGCGUCAAUAUUUGCAAGAGAUUGGUUACACCGAAACCAUCAUCGACAUUCGUUCGAAUCGGGUCCGUUCGUUACUGGGCCUGAACAACAAUGGAGAGCAGGAGGAGAACAUAAACCCAAACGUCAACGGAGGAAACGAAACCAACAAACGUGCUAGUGAGUCACAAGGUCGUCGUACGCCGGCGAAAAAGUCUCAAACUUCCUCGAUAACUGAAGCAAUGAUACUGGACUCGGAAGCGGCAGUUAUAGCAAAUUUCGAAUUUCUAGCCCAAGCUGAUACGGAAAUGUCCGAUGAUGAUGACAUGUCCGAUGAAAUAGGCGAGAGCGAGGAAACGGACAUGAAAACGACAAAGCGAAAAGCCAAAGGUGUUACUAUGAAUGACGAUGAUGUUGAUGCUGAAGCGGAUGAAGUAAUCAAUGAAUUAAAUCUACUAACAGAAGGUGAGGACAGCAAUUUGACAGAAAACAGGAAAGCUGACGGAGGGGAUUUAUUUGUUGGUUACAAUAAACCCGCAAUACCACGCCACCCCACGAUACCGGGCAUCACCAACGAUGAGGAGGUCGAUUCUUCCCUCGGUCUCGGCGAAUUGGCGCAGUUAACGGUCAACAAUGAAGCUGAAUCGACAUAUGUUGAUAUAUCCAACGCGAAGGAACCAUAUCGUAAGACAUGGAAUGCCAAAUAUACACUGCGGUCGCACUUUGACGGUGUCCGAGCGCUUGCGUUUCACCCACAGGAACCAGUUCUAAUAACUGCCUCUGAAGACCACACGCUAAAGUUGUGGAAUUUGCAGAAAACCGUGCCAGCCAAGAAAUCAGCUAGUCUCGAUGUGGAACCCCUCUACACGUUCCGUUCGCAUAACGGCCCGGUGCUGUGUUUAGCAAUGUCGGCAAACGGUGAACAGUGCUAUUCGGGUGGUCUAGAUGGCGCGAUCAACUGCUGGAAUCUGCCGAACUCCAACAUUGAUCCAUACGACAGCUACGACCCCGAGGUAAUGAAAUGCACGCUGGAUGGACAUACCAACGCCGUGUGGGGCUUGGCAGUCAAUCAUGCCAAGAACAGUCUAGUGUCCUGUUCUGCAGAUGGUACUGUCAAAUUGUGGACACCCUCUGGGAAGAUUCCACAGUUGAACACUACGUUUACUUCCGACACAGAAGGUAUUCCAACAUCGGUUGAUUUUGUCCGAGAUCAGUCCGAUAGAAUAGUGGUCGCGUACAGUAGUACACAUUGCAUAAUUUACGACACGGAAACUGGAAGACAGGUGGUUAAGUUGGAGGCAAGUCAAGAAAUGACCGGAAACAUAGGCAAACACAUCAACAAAGUGGUUAGCCAUCCAACGCUACCAGUCACGAUAACAGCGCAUGAGGAUCGACACAUUCGUUUCUGGGAUAAUACUACCGGCUCACUGAUACACUCGAUGGUGGCUCACUUGGACGCGGUUACCAGUUUGGCAAUUGAUUCCCACGGACUGUAUCUGUUAUCUGGUUCGCAUGAUUGCUCCAUCAGACUGUGGCACAUGGACAACAAGACGUGCGUGCAGGAGAUUACUGCACAUCGCAAAAAGUUUGACGAAAGCAUAUUAGAUGUUGCAUUUCAUCCAUCAAAACCGUAUAUUGCUAGUGCCGGUGCAGAUGCAAUAGCUAAAGUGUUCGUUUAAUGUACUCCCAAACAAAACAAAUAAACAAAAAAAAAACACAGAAAUGUUCUUCACAUAAUUAUAUAAACGUAAACGAAGGCGGGCAGUAAAACAAGCAAAAGUUGGCGAUACGCAUGAAACAAAAAAAGGAAAGUAGUUGUUUUUAAUUAUCACGAACAUUCUAGUUACAAAAUAAUAAUUAAAGGAAAAAGAAGAAUGAAAGCAAGUAACAACUGACUUAGUAAUAUGCAUGAUAAUUUUUACAAAAAAAAACACAAAAUUCACGUGAAAUACACGAGUAACACACAUAUACAACUACACGAAUCUAGCCACACAGUAUCUGGAAACUGACUGCUACCAUGAAAUGUGUGAUAUGCAAGGCAUCUGUUCCACGGGCCAACAUAAAACAUACCUUAAAUCAGUCAACAUUCAAAUCGGUCAUUGGAAGGGAAAUAGUGAAUACAAUAAACGAAUUUUUAUAGACUACUUAUAAUCACAUCAAAAAUGGAUUGCUAGAAUGAAAAAAAACGAAAAAACAACCCAAAUUUAGUUCCCCCUUUUCGAACGCGCUCUGCUAAAUCAUGUGUCUGCUCGUAGCGCUUUUGCUUGAGGCGAACCAAUAGUAUACUUCCUGUAUGAGACAGUCACCUCCUGAUUGAACACACACACACACACACAUACACACAUUAUUUCACACUCGGGGUAGUCCGUGUAUCUUUUAAAAAUAGUUCUUCUCUUCUUUCGCUAGUAAAACGGGGAAAAUAAUGUGUUUAAGCAGAGAUGAUAAUGUUAAAGCAUGACGACUCAUUCAUGGAUUUCAACGUGAGUUUUAGAUCUUAGUGUAGAAAGUGAUAAGCGAUAUAAUAGAAAUUAAAGAGAAGCAAAUAUGUAUAACAAUGUGACACUCUCCUUCACAAACAGACACAGACACACAUACACACGUGCAGACGUGUUGGUUGAGGAGCAGAUAAAAAGUGUAGUCACCGAAAUUAAGCAAGCUAAAAGUUCUAUCAUGAAAUCGGCAAAAUACAUUCACCGCCGAUUUGCGCGCGGAAAACAAUAAGAAACAAAGUAAUAAAAUGUAUUUAUUUUACUCAUAUAUUCGUAAUAUGUUGUUAAUUAAUAAUUUGAUUUAUUAUAAAUAAAGUAUAGAUUAAUUAUGAUUUGCUUCCUUCUUUUUUUAUUGGAUCUAAACUUGUUUUAUGGUUUAUUUUCCGUAUCUACAACAAAUCAGCGCUGGUCCGUUGGUUACAGAAUUUUUCUUUAUUUCUCAGUUUCAGAUUUUUCUGCAGCAUUCUUAACAAUAAUAAGUGUUAAUUUAUGUUAACCCGAUAGCAAUAUACAGAUACACAAAACACACACACACUUUUUAUAAUAACGAUAAUUGAGCCAGGAACUGUUCAAAUAUGCAAGAAUAAAGUAUAACAUAGUAUUUCGUUACACAGCUCAGCUACUCGGUGCGAUUGAACGAUGUAUGUGUAUUGGCUUUUCCGGGAGGUGGCGGUGCCACAUGUGUCAGCAAGUAUCAGAUGAUGGGUGGCUACAACAAUUCCUCGUUAACCGAUGGCUUUAUUUGAUUUUUAUCCCACAUUCAACAAGCUGUGAAAAUGGGAAUUCGAUGUCGCGAUCUUGUGUGUUUUUUUCUGUUAGUUUCAAAUCACACGACCGAUGCAGAGUACAUAUAAUUCCCAAUGUUUAUCACGAGUGAAUAACUUCGUGACUUAAAAAAACUACCGAUUCUAAAAUUAAUGAUGCUCACAUUGCCUCGAAACUUCCUCAAGUAUUACGAUUGAACACGUAAUAAUCCGGAGACGAAAAUCGUGUUGGGAUUUGAAAAUGCGUUUAAUUUUCCAUAUUUCAUUGUAACAGGUAUACAUGAGCAGAUAUGAUUAUUGUAAGAUAAUUGUUUCAGUUUUUCGUGCACGGUUCAUCAUCUUUUGCCCAAGCCCUUACAGUUGCAUUUAAAAAUGAAUAAUUUUCGUAUGGCGAUAAAAAAACUACAAAAGAUGAUUUAAUGGUACAAAUUUCCCAUAAAACAUAAUUUUAUUAAUCAUAUUAUUGAUCAUGAUCAUGUUACAUUUCUACGCCCUGUCGGACGGCCCUCCGGCAGUUGGACGGAAAUUUGCCAUUGCUGUCGAAAAAAUACUUAUAGGCAGGUUUUUCAGACCAUUCUCAGUUUUAUUUAAUAGGUUCUCCUCAGUUUCGCCACAAAAUUGUUGGAGUAGACCCUCCGCUUCAGGUUUGUCCAAAAUGUCACGAUGGGACGCAGCUGGAGGACGUUCGGAAGGUUGGAACAACCCAACAACAUUUAUCUUCAAACGGUUCAUCUCAUCCAGCGACUUUUCCGCGUGAUGGGUGGAGACUAGGUCCGGUCAGAACACCACACCCUCGUCCGGAUAUUUCUAUUUCUAUACUGGGGUGUAAGCUCAGAGUUUCGAAAACGAGAGCGCUACGUCAGACCAACAGCGUUUUGAGCGUUAACCCCUACCCGUAUUAUUUAAUACAUCACACAUCAAAUGAUUUCACUAGCCUUCUGAGCGUUCAAGUGCCCUACUUUAUUCAAGUACCCACGAGCGAGACUC